CAAUCUCCGAACACGAUUCCAUCUCUAGCUUCCCAACACACAAACCAGUGAUAGAGAGAGAGAGACAGAGUGAACAACGCGAAAAGCAUUUGCAGAGAGAUAAAAGCAAAAUUUUCCAGACAGAGAAAGCAAUUCAGCAUUUCAGCCAAAACGCCAACGGAGUUUGAUAGAUGACUUUUGUCCAAGUCUGUACGGUCGCCGGUGGCACUGCCGGCGAUGGUGGAGAAAAUGAGGGGAAGGUCGUGGUGGUCGGGGUGAAGUUGGACUCGGCGAGCAGGGAGCUGCUCACGUGGUCCCUGGUCAAGGUUGCACAGCCUGGUGACCGUGUCACUGCUGUUCACGUUCUCGAUUCUAUCGCCGAGGGUCCAUCGUCGCUGCUCUCUCUGGUGAAGACAUUCGAUUCAGUGUUGUCUGUAUAUGAAGGUUUCUGCAACUUAAAGCAGGUAGAUUUGCAGCUAAAGGUCUGUAGAGGAUCAAAAGUAAGGAAAAUACUAGUAAAAGAAGCCAAAGCAUCUGGUGCGGCUAAAUUAGUUGUCGGAAUUUCUAAGACUCCUCAUACAAUCCGGUCAUCAAUAUCUGUUGCCAAGUAUUGCGCCAGAAAAUUGUCUCCAAAUGUCUCUGUUUUUGCUGUUGGUAGUGGCAAAGUUGUUUUCCAGAGAGAUGCAGUGAAAUUGAGUCAGGAGAACUGGAUUUGCUCGCCAAGAUCUGAUUCAGAUAGCGGAAGCAAAUUUCGGGAAAAGAUCUGCAAAAGUUCUGCGGUGACCCCGGUGUUGGAAAAGAAUUCUGGAAUUCAAUUCUGUGAGAAUUCACAAAAUGGUAGUGGUCAGGAUAAUUCAUUGAGUAUAGUACCAUUUCAAACAGGUGAGUUGGUUUUAAGCUCAAACACACCUGAGUUGAAGCAAGGUUGCCAGUUGCUUCGGCGCGUAUUUAUAUCAAGGCAGCGACAGGCGGAGAAAUCUUCCGCAAAGAAGACGUCUGUGUUACGAUGGCUAUUGGCACUACCAAGUAGAUAUGCUUCUACUUAUGUUCACCCGGAUCAGAAACAGAAUAAUUCUGAUGCGGGGGACGAUCAUACUUCUAGUUUGGAUGAGGAGAAUGGUGCAAUUGUGCCUGUAGGUUCUGACGUUUUGUGGUCUCCUGUAUCCCCGUCCCACGACUUAAAUGAUAUUCCUGAAGAAUUGCUGGGUCUACAUGAGAAAUACUCAUCCACAUGUAGAUUGUUCAGCUACAAGGAGCUUUCAAUGGCAACCUCUGACUUCAAGCCUGAGAACUUGGUUGGUAAAGGCGGCAGUGGUUAUGUCUACAGAGGGUAUCUCCCAGAUGGCAAGGAACUGGCGGUAAAAAUCUUGAAGCCAUAUGAGGAUGUAUUGAAGGAAUUUGUCUCUGAAAUUGAGAUCAUCACACAAUUACACCACAAGAAUUUAAUAUCCCUGUUUGGAUAUUGUUUUGAGAACAACAAUCUAGCCUUGGUUUAUGAUUUUCUAUCAAGAGGAAGCCUAGAGGAAAAUCUUCAUGGCAAUGCAGAGGAUGUGAAAGCAUUUUCCUGGAGAGAGAGAUAUGAAGUGGCAGUGGGUGUAGCUGAGGCACUGGAAUAUUUACAUAAUUGCUCUGCCCAACCUGUGAUCCAUAGGGAUGUGAAAUCAUCUAACAUUCUUCUGUCUGAAGAUUUCGAGCCUCAGCUUUCAGAUUUUGGGCUUGCUAGUUGGGUCUCAACUUCGUCAUCCCUCAUAACUUGCACAGAUGUCGCAGGAACUUUUGGUUACCUGGCACCAGAGUAUUUCAUGCAUGGAAAAGUGAGUGACAAAAUGGAUGUUUAUGCGUUCGGUGUUGUACUUUUGGAGCUUCUUUCUGGUAGAAAGCCAAUAUGUGGUGAGCAACCUAAGGGGCAGGAGAGCCUUGUUAUGUGGGCAAGACCUAUUCUAAAAGAUGGCAAAAUUACCCGACUGCUAGAUCCACGUUUAAGCGACAGCUAUGAUUUUGGCCAGAUCGAGAGAAUGGUGUUAGCUGCUUCCCUUUGCAUCAGGCGCUCACCCAAAUCCCGUCCUCAAAUUAGGAUUGUUUUGAAACUCCUCCAAGGUGAUGAGCAGGUGACAAAUUGGGCAAAGCAACAACUAAGGACAGCUGAAGUUGAUGAGAUGGAUGGAGAAGCAGUUCCUACAAACAUCCAGUCCCAUCUGAAUCUUGCGUUGCUAGACUUAGAGGAUGACUCACUUUCUAUUAGCAGCAACGAGCAAAGUGUUUCAUUAGAGGAUUACCUGCAAGGGAGAUGGAGCCGAACAUCAAGUUUUCCUUGACCAUUUCCCCCUGUAAAUGACAUUAGUUGCUGCUCUUUAUUUGAGCAUUUUUUUCCCCUUCUGUACAUAUAUCUUUGCAUUGGUAUGUCAAUGUUUUUUGGGUUUAAUCACUUUAGAGCUUAGACUGGGUCCUGGAAGAGAGGCCUUCUAAAAGGUUUGCCCCUUCUGGACUUGGAAUCGAGUCACAGUCCACUUCUGUGGACUUCUCAGGGUUCUGAAUUUUCUGAGUUUCCUUGUAAAGAAGUUGCGAAGUGGAUAUGUAGCAGUGACACCACUAAGUUUAUUAAUCAAGUUGAGUAUAAAUACUCAAUUUCUAUACA
Molecule: messenger RNA, 2614 nt
Organism: Tripterygium wilfordii
Lineage: Eukaryota; Viridiplantae; Streptophyta; Magnoliopsida; Celastrales; Celastraceae
Product: probable receptor-like protein kinase At3g17420
Exons: 10
Coding region: 171-2294 (707 amino acids)
Biological process (GO): protein phosphorylation
Molecular function (GO): protein kinase activity; ATP binding
Source: RefSeq, a predicted model, not a curated record